ACAGUGACGUUCCAGCGGGGAGAAAUCACAAAACAACCGUCCGUGUAGCAGGCAGCAGCAGUAAUUAUGAGUUGUGGAAAGAAAUCGUAAACCCUAGGUGGAUGCUGCUGUAUUACGCUGCUGUGAAUCGCUUGUGAAGGAAUAUUCGCGACGAAAAUGCCACUGUACCGGAACCGGCCGUGAAUAAGCCAGACUGUCCGUCGUGUUUCCCUGUGUUGAUGCUGGUUGCAGAAGUUGUGUGAGGAGAUGCUGAUCUUUCAUCUCCGCGGAAUUGAUGGAACGAAAGUGUGUGUCAUCGUGUGUGAUUUGUUUUCUCCGUGCCAGCCGCGUGUUGAACGUUUACAGUGAACAUUGAUGCUUUUGCGAUAGUGUUUUCGAACGUAUCGGUGGUGUGGUUAAUGAAUGCACGGGCAUUGACAAGUGCGGAGUACGGUGUGUGAUGGAAUUCGUCUAACUGCCCGAACGGGGUUCUACCUCAACCUUGCCCCAAGCAAGAUCCACUCAAAAAGCCACCAUGUCAUCGGCCGGUUCCACCAAAAACAAACCGAAAAAGAGCAGCAAUCUGCGCAUACUGUGGAUACCGGGGCGCAAAAAGCACAACCGGAAGGGUACGUACACGCCGACGAAGAAUGGGCUACCGCAGACGUACGGAAUGCAGCCACGGAAGAACGAAUCAUGGACGCUGGGCGGUACGAUGAAUCACAGCAAAAUCAUAAACGCUAAUUUCUAUUUUAGAGAUCUUCACGAGAACAACCUAGACGUGGCGACCAUUGUAACGACGACGGCCACCGGCAGUGCGCUCGCUUCGAUGGUGGCCGCAAACGGGCCUACCACCGAACAGCAGCAGCAGCAGCAGCAGCUUGAUCAACUGUCGCCGGAACCCUGCCCGUCGACCAGUUCCGGCAAGGGGCAACAUUCGCCCCAGCCCCAGAUAGUGGUGGGCACGAUCGAGCUUAACAAUCUGAAUGGCGAUAUCGCUAGCCACAAGCAGGAGAAGGAAAUCGGUACGAGCAACCAGUUCGAAACGCUCACCCUGAUCGACGAGGAUGACGAGGAGGAAAAGGAUCGCAACUGCUCGAACGCUCACUCGUCCUCGUCGCUGCUGUCCUCGAACAACGACAAUCGUUCGACGGAGGAAAACAACCUGCACAACGCAAACACGCUCUCGAUCGGUGAGCAGCACCGAAGCCGGAACAGGCGCCGCAGCAGCCAGAAGGAACGACGCAGUGCGGAGGACAUUGAUUCGAUCGAUCGGGCGGACAGUGCGGUGGACGUGACGCACGAGGAGGACCCGCGCGUGUUUGACGACGACGAGGAGGAGGAAGUGGUGCAGAACCAGCAGAAGCACCCCGACCACGUUACGACGGCUGCAGCCGCCCGGCGGCGCAAAAACAGACGGCCCCGAUCUCGACAGAAACGAACGCCCGUCCUGGAGCGGCAGGAUGUGGUGGAUGGGGACGAGGAACGGAAGGAACCGUACGAUAAAGCGGUUACCUGCUUGUACUGGUCGCUUGCCUGUUGGGAUUGUAACAUUUCUUAACGUGCCCCUCGCCCCAUCGAAAGACACUUAGUUACGUUAGGCAUUAAGCAGCCGCUUGUCACUUGUUGAGGUGGCCGCAUUAGCAGCAAGCAAACCACCUUAAGCACUUAAGAUGGCACUUAGUGAUCGAUUGUGGGGAUGAUAGACGAAACUUCACUUAAACACCUUGCGAUAGGACGGUGCGACUUUCUUUGAUCGUCAAACUCUCGAAGCAAUACACAGAAAUCUCAGUAUUUUCGCAUUUUAUACAUGCAUUACAUACAGAUUUACAAAUAUUUUCGGACGUAAUUUACAAAAAAAAACAAGGAAUAAAUUGUAUGUAAGAAUAGCGGAAGCAGAGCAUAACAUAGGUAAGGAAACACUCGAUCGAACACCUUGCCACACAUCUUAAGCUAAGUAAACUUUGUAGAACCUCUUGCUGCCCUCAAGUGGUCGCUGAUACCACGCGGGGGUUAAGACUAAUUUAUCAAGGCAGACACAGCCAAUAAACGAUAGAAGCUAGGGAUUGUUUUUUUCUUUUGUAUAGCGAAACAAA
Anopheles stephensi (Asian malaria mosquito) is the source of this 2075-nucleotide messenger RNA. RefSeq names its product transcription initiation factor TFIID subunit 11. The record is from RefSeq and is a predicted model, not a curated record. Bases 515 to 1540 code for a protein of 341 amino acids. The transcript is spliced from 4 exons. Lineage: Eukaryota; Metazoa; Arthropoda; Insecta; Diptera; Culicidae.